Messenger RNA from Lactuca virosa, 459 nucleotides. Lineage: Eukaryota; Viridiplantae; Streptophyta; Magnoliopsida; Asterales; Asteraceae. The record is from the annotation of a GenBank genome assembly.
AUGACCUCCCGCUACUAUCCCAGAUCUUCCUCAUCCUCCACUGCCUCAAUCAAAGGCUGUUGCUGCUGCCUAGGCCUCCUCUUCUCCUUCCUCGCUCUCCUCUCCCUCGCCAUUAUCCUCGUCAUCGUCCUCGCAAUCAAACCCAAAAAGCCCCAAUUCGAUCUCCAACAAGUCACCGUUCAAUACAUAAACUUCGCCGCCACCAAUUCCCUCACCACCGCCGUCGAUUCCCCCAGCUCCGCCUCUCUAUCCCUCGUCAUACGCAUGCUUUUCACCGCCAAAAACGACAACAUAGCCGGGAUCAAGUACCGCGAUUCCACAUUCAAUAUCAUGUACCGUGGAGUCCCGUUGGGGUCGGGGCACAGUACCCGGGUUUUACCAGGCGGCUCACAGUGUGAAGAACGUACAGACGACUGUGUCGGUGGAUCGGGUGAGUCUGUUGCAGACGGAUGCUGCUGA